CGGGUGAGGGGGAGCCAGGGUGAAGGGGCCCACGAGUGCCGGGAGCCCAGGUGACCGCGCGGGAGCCCAGGUGAGAGGCCAGGAACCCACGUGAGAGGCCAGGAACCCACGUGAGGGGCAGCCCAGAUUGAAGAUGGAUACCUGACAAUCCCAGGGAUCACUUCACGGACAUCAUUUUCGUGGACAAGAUUGUGUAGGGCCCAGGCUGUGUUGGCCCCAGGACUCCUUCAGAAUACAGCUGAGGACGAUGAAUCCUGCGAGCAACGGGGGCACAUCAGAGAGCAUUUUUGACUUGGACUAUGCCUCCUGGGGGAUCCGCUCCACGCUGGUGGUUGCUGGUUUUGUCUUCUACCUGGGCGUCUUUGUGGUCUGCCACCAGCUGUCGUCCUCCCUGAAUGCCACGUACCGUUCUCUGGUGGCCAGAGAGAAGGUCUUCUGGGACCUGGCGGCCACGCGUGCAGUCUUUGGUGUUCAGAGCACGGCUGCAGGCCUGUGGGCCCUGCUGGGGGACCCUGUGCUUCAUGCCGACAAGGCACGUGGCCAGCAGAACUGGUGCUGGUUUCACAUCACAACAGCAACGGGCUUCUUUUUCUUUGAAAAUGUCGCAGUCCACCUGUCCAGUUUGGCCUUCCGAACAUUUGACCUGUUUCUGGUUGUCCACCAUCUCUUUGCCUUUCUCGGGUUUCUCGGCUGCUCAGUCAAUCUCCAAGCUGGCCACUAUCUGGCUAUGACCACGUUGCUCCUGGAGAUGAGCACUCCCUUUACCUGCAUUUCCUGGAUGCUCUUAAAGGCGGGCUGGUCUGAUUCUCUGUUCUGGAAGCUCAACCAGUGGCUGAUGAUUCACAUGUUUCACUGCCGCAUGGUCCUGACCUACCACAUGUGGUGGGUGUGCUUCUGGCAUUGGGAUGGCCUGGUCAGCAGCCUGUAUCUGCCUCAUUUGGCACUCUACCUUGUUGGACUGGCUCUGCUUACACUAAUUAUUAAUCCAUACUGGACCCAUAAGAAGACUCAGCAGCUUCUCAAUCCGGUGGACUGGAACUUUGCACAGCCAGAAGCCAAGAGCAGGCCGGAAGGCAACGGGCAGCUGCUGCGGAAGAAGAGACCGUAGCUGCUCCAGCCGGGGUUCCCGGGGCUCCUGGGGCUCCCAGGCCCCAGCCGGUCGGCACACAGAUUCUGGGAAGUUUGGUGAAUAGUGGCUUUUGAAUUAAUGAGGCAGUGAAUGUUUUGUUUUUAAUUCUAAGGGAAAUACUAACUUUAUUUCUCAUUAGCAUUAAUUUUGAAGUAGCUACAAAGUCUUUUUAAGAAAUAAUAAUUUUGCGACUGUCCUGACUGGUGCUGUAAGUUGAGCCUCUGGACCAUGUCAGGCAUUUAGGAGAGGAGUCCGUGGCAUCCAGGCACCUGCUGAGGAGGGGGUGGCCUUGUCCGAAUGCUGGAAAUGGCUUCAUAGUGAAGUGCCUCCCGCUGGGGGGGUGGGUCAGCGUUGAUUUUCCAGCCACACACUCACAUGCUGUGUGUCUUAUCAGAAGUCACAUUCUUUUCAGCUGGAGAGAAUUGGGCUAAAAUAGAAAAUAAUAUGACUUGUUCCUUGUUAAAAUUUCCCAUGGUAUGAAAUUCUAGGCUGGGCACGGUGGCUCACACCCAAAGUAAUCCCAGCACUUAUGGAGGCUGAGGCAGGUGGGUCACUUGAGGCCAGCCUGACCCACAUGAUUAAACCCUGCCUCUACUAAAAAUACAAAAGUUAGCUGGGUGUGGUGGUGCAUGCCUACAAUCCCAGCCACUCAGGAGGCUGAGGCAAGAGAAUCGCUUGAACCCAGGAGGCGGAGAUUGCAGUGAGCUGAGAUCAAGCCAUUGCACUUUAGCCUGGGAACAGGGCAAGACUCUCUC
This is a messenger RNA of Cebus imitator (Panamanian white-faced capuchin), 1884 nucleotides long. It is a transcript of the gene CLN8, whose product is annotated as CLN8 transmembrane ER and ERGIC protein. The coding region runs from base 248 to 1108 and encodes 286 amino acids. The transcript is spliced from 3 exons. Gene Ontology annotation, biological process: lipid homeostasis. Lineage: Eukaryota; Metazoa; Chordata; Mammalia; Primates; Cebidae. The record is from RefSeq and is a predicted model, not a curated record. Gene Ontology annotation, cellular component: membrane; endoplasmic reticulum.